AAAAAAUCAAAAAAAAAUAUGCGAAGGGACAAAGCUAUGGCCUGGUAUAGCAAUACCCAGGGAUAAAAUUGAGGACUACGUUUGUAUGGAGAAGUGGUCAUCCUCUUUCCUGUUAAUUAGUUCAUGGGUACGUACGUACCUAUUUAUUAUUUCUCGUGUGUUUUGAGUUUACGAUUUGGUGACAGGUACUAUGAUUUAGGGCAAUUAUGAACGAGGCUUAACUUGAAUCAGAGGUUAUGAUUAUAGCGCGACGUAGUCGAUCGGCAGGCACCGCGGCGGCGGGCCGUUUCGCUGGCACAUUCACCGAGGUAAAACUUUCUUUAUAAAACACUUGCGCCGCUCUCGAUAUCGCAUUUUUUUCCCUUUUAGCAAGCAAUGCAUGAAACACACGCUCCGCGCUGUGUGUUGACAGCGCCAAUUCAUUGUAGGAAGACAUUAGAAAAUUAGAGAUGGAACCUGUUAAAACUGUCUUACAUUAAUUGCACCAUUUACUCGUAUUAACCUAUUUUUUUUCCAUUUCAAUAUUUUAAUCUUUAGUACCCAGGAAAUUUUGUCGGCUUAUUCAUUUAAGUCUUUUAAUAAAAUUUGUCACAUAUAGUGCAAAACCGACGAAGUCCCCCUGUUCUACAAAGGCACGGAGCACAGACGUAAAAUUUUCCGUAGGUAAUUAUCAGUAACAGGGAAAACAGACUUAUCUUUACUUCUUCCGAAACCGAUAAAUAUAGAUACCUAUAUCCAUCACAAGAAUCUUAGUAGGUAUUCGUCCUUCAGCUAAAACUAUGUGUAAUUUGCAAGUAAUAAUUUGGUCGUGAAAUCGAAGGUAAAUGGUUCAACAACAUGCGUAUCGAGCGGGCCGCGCCGACCGCGCCGACAAAGGUGCCGGCGACGAGCGCUCAUUGUCCACGACUAUCGGUAAUUAACUUUACCGUGCUGCAGUAUUUCGACAAAGAAACGUGUUGUUUCCUAUUCCAUUGUUUGUUUUUUUGUUUAUUUUUCCUUAUUUUAAAACUUAUGGUCUUUAAUAGGGUUAUUAGAUGUUUUAUUUGUUUUAUAUUAUUUUCUAGAAAUAAAAAAAAACACGCUCCGCACCAGUCUUUCUUCGCAUUAAUGUUUUAGUUUAGUUAACUUAUUUAUUUACAUUUUGUGUCUGAUAGGUACUAAAGUAUGUCCUACCUGCGUAUUUACUUGCUUGCUCAACUACACCUAAAAACAAUUAAAAUGAAAUACUUUAGAUCAAAAUGUCCAAUAUGUCCAUAGAUAUGUAUAAAGUUUUAAUUGUGUAUUUAUUUACCUAAUUUCUUUUUACUGACGACGAAUAGCUGCGCAUUUUUUAAAAGUUGCAGAGUGACCGCUAUGAAUUGCGCUAAGCUUCGUCUCCACGAGAGACUAAAGCCUAGGGCUCGCCCAGGAAGAGUCGCAGCUUCGGGGCCCGAUCGUCCGCGACGGAUCUGCCAGAAGCGCCUGGUCAACCCCGCGCACGAAGAGGACCCGCGGUGGACAGACGUGCUCGAUAGAUUCUAUUGCAAUCCAAGUACCGAUGCUGCUGAAAGUACUGUUGAUAACAUUCACAGGCAACCGGAUGAAGAUUUAUUUCUCUCCGUUCAAAACAUUAAAUUUGAUGGCGAUAUUAAUGAAACAAAACGACCUAAAACUUGUUUCAAAUAUAAAUCAAUUAAAGAUGGUCAAAAGCAUCGAAUGUUUGUAAAACAGGUUGUCGAAGAAAAAGAAGAGUACAUCGAAGACUGUGCGUCGUUACUUACUUGCUAUUACUUCGAUGACUACAUCAAGUACAUACUUAAUCCUGAACAAAAUGCAUCUUCAUCUGACAAAUCUAGCACUUUAUAUUGCGCGAAUAAUAAUAUCAGGCAAAAUAAAUUACUACAAUUUAAAUCAAAACAAGGCACCGAUGUUAAAAAAUGCAAUCAAAUUAAUAACAACCUUCCAAUUAAAUGUACCGCCAAGGAUAUAAAGGAACUAAAACAAGGGCUGCCUGACCUAGCGUUAGAGGAUACAAAGGUGGAAUAUCACAAGUCAGGGAAGCGCAAAUGUCUCACGAUAUCGCGAACUCAGAGCCCUGAGACCGUGCAGGUGAUCCGCGUGGACGUGGUGUGCCACCCGCGGGCCGCGCCCGGUGACAUGCCCGCGCCUGAUGGCUCCAAACAAACCCACUUCGACAACGAAGGUUCAUUUCACCCUAAACUUAUAACCAAUAUGAAAACAAGCCAUUUCUCUAAUAAAUAUCUGCUAACGAACACGACAAAAACUCUAGAUGCAAAUGUCUCAGGGGGAGCCAAAGUUACUCUACUUUGUAAAACAUUUAGACUCUCGAGCAGGACUAAACCCAACAACGAGAAAGCUUUUAUUAAGAAUAAAUAAUACUUACUUAAAAAUAAAAUGUAAAUAAAAUCUUCCAGAUGUAGCAAUGUAAUGAGUUUUAGCUUUACUACUAGGUAUUAAAUGAUAAAAUAUUUUUUCGAUGAGAUUAGAUGAUCUUUGAAAUAUUAAAUUAUUUGUAGAUGAUAUCUCCAAUUAUCCAUUACAGUAAUAAGAAUAAAUAAAUAUAUUUUAAAGCUGUAGGUAUCAUACAAAUCCAAUAAACCACUUAUCAUACUACCCUC
Molecule: messenger RNA, 2618 nt
Organism: Cydia pomonella (codling moth)
Lineage: Eukaryota; Metazoa; Arthropoda; Insecta; Lepidoptera; Tortricidae
Exons: 3
Coding region: 1354-2376 (340 amino acids)
Source: RefSeq, a predicted model, not a curated record